Messenger RNA from Papaver somniferum (opium poppy), 3494 nucleotides. Its product is annotated as auxin response factor 9-like. Gene Ontology annotation, biological process: regulation of DNA-templated transcription; response to hormone. Lineage: Eukaryota; Viridiplantae; Streptophyta; Magnoliopsida; Ranunculales; Papaveraceae. Gene Ontology annotation, molecular function: protein binding; DNA binding. Gene Ontology annotation, cellular component: nucleus. The record is from RefSeq and is a predicted model, not a curated record. The coding region runs from base 698 to 2821 and encodes 707 amino acids. The transcript is spliced from 14 exons.
UCUUGGAAUACAAGAAUUUUAGAAGUAAAAGUACCGUAUCCAUCGUGGUUUUCAUCGCGGUUUAUCGAAAAAAUAGUUCAGUAGUGUGUAAAUAAGAGUAUGAUCCUCUCAUUGAUUUAUCGGGAAAGAUAAACUAUGGUUAAGUUUAAAAAAAAAAUGAGAGAAAGUAAUAAAAUAUGAGAAAGGGAAAUGGGAAGUAUAAUUGUAAUACGAGGUGUGUGGUGUGGUGUGGUGUAAGAAAGCGGUUUGGGGAUUUGAUAACGGCGUUUUUCCUGGUUUUCUGGCGGGAGAGAUUAAGAAGAGACUACUACUACUGUAUCUACUGCUUAUUACUGUCAUCAAGAUAGAGAGAUAAAAGUGGUAUUUAUGGAAGAGGUAUUGAAAGUGGUUUUAGACUUUUAGGAAAGAAGAUAAGUGGUUUUGUAACUGAAAAAUAAAGGAAGAGCUUAAGACAAAUAAGAGGUUAUUUUGUUCUUUUUCUCUUGAUUGCGAUCGUAAGAUAAGAAGAAGUAAAAAGAACAUUUAUGAUAGCGGUUUUAGUUUUUAAUUUUGGAUGAUGAGGAUUUAAGGUGAGAAUGAGGUUGAUUAGGGUUAUACUUUUAAUAAAACGAAUCGGUUUUGUGAAAAUGAAGAGUUUAGAGCUUUGAUUUUCUUUAAUUGGACGCUUGAGUUUAAGAAAUAGAAGAUUUGGGUAGCAAUGGCGGGUGUUGAUAAUCAUAGAGGUUCUCAGCAGCACAAUUUCUCUGGUGGUAAAACUGAUGCAGAUGAAGAUCUGUAUACCGAGCUAUGGAAAGUUUGUGCUGGUCCUCUUGUGGAUGUUCCACAAGAAGGAGAGAGAGUUUAUUACUUCCCUCAAGGUCACAUGGAGCAAUUAGAAGCUUCAAUGAACCGAGAAUUGAACCAAAGGAUUCCGUUAUUUAAUCUUCCAUCGAAGAUCCUUUGUCGUGUAAUCAACAGACAACUGAUGGCUGAGCAAGAAACUGAUGAAGCUUAUGCGCAAAUUACUUUACUGCCUUUGCCUGGCCAUGAUGAUGAGCCUACUAGUCCUGAUCCAUGUGUAGGGGAAAAUCCUAAACCCAUUGUUCAAUCGUUCUGCAAAAUAUUAACAGCCUCUGAUACGAGUACGCAUGGUGGAUUCUCUGUUCUUCGGAAACACGCUAAUGAGUGCCUUCCAGCCUUGGACAUGGCUCAAGCAACACCAACCCAAGAAUUGGCUGCCAAGGAUCUUCAUGGGUAUGAGUGGCGAUUUAAGCAUAUCUUCAGAGGUCAACCUCGUAGGCAUUUGCUUACAACCGGUUGGAGUACGUUUGUCACUUCUAAGAGAUUGGUUGCGGGAGAUGCUUUUGUCUUCUUGAGGGGAGAGAGUGGAGAAUUGCGUGUAGGAGUUAGACGUCUUGCUCGCCAACAAAGCACCAUGCCGACAUCUGUGAUUUCCAGCCAGAGCAUGCAUCUCGGAGUCCUUGCUACAGCAUCUCAUGCUGUAGCAACAGAAACCUUUUUUAUUGUUUACUAUAAACCAAGGACAAGUCAGUUCAUUGUUAGCUUAAACAAGUACUUGGAGGCUGUGAAUAAUAAAUUUUCUGUUGGGAUGAGGUUCAAGAUGAGAUUUGAAGGAGAAGAUUCUCCGGAAAGAAGGUUUACUGGUACAAUAAUUGGGGUUGGAGACAUUUCUCCUCAGUGGAAAGAUUCUAAAUGGAGAUCAUUAAAAGUUCAAUGGGAUGAGACGGCUCCCAUUCAAAGACCAGAUAGAGUUUCACCAUGGGAGAUCUAUCCCUUUGUUCCAACUGCACCUCCUCCAAACUUAAUUCAGCCUGCAACAAUAAUAAGCAAAAGAUCCCGAACAUCUGUUGAUCUCCCAGUACUCGAUAUUACUGGUUCCAUAUCUUCAACUUUUUGGUAUCCCGGGUCCACCCAGACCCAUGAAGCAACUAUAUUCACUGGGUCAGAAGUUCAGAACAACGAAACCCAAGUUCUCCGGUCUGCUGUGCAGAAGGAAAUGAAGGGCAAUGGUAACAGCAGCAACAGUUUUAACUCAAGGGCAAGGCAAGAAGAUGGAUGGGCGACGUCACCACUUGGAAAUGUUUCCUUGAGUUUAUUUCAAGAUUCAGGGAAAGUUAGUAAUUCACUUGAUAAGUGGCCAGCUCUUUCCAGUUAUUCAAUGCAAGAUAAAUUAUCCAAGCACAACAAUUGCCAUAUGCAAGAUAUCAUGGAGAAGGCAAAGAUACCUUCAACCCCUAGUGGGUGCCGAUUGUUUGGGAUUGAAUUGGUCAAUUACUCAAGUAACCCAGUCUCCGCCGAGAAGGUUUCUGCAAACCUUACUGCUAGCAUUGAGGCGACUCCACCCACCACUCUAUCUGAAGCUGAUUCUGAGCAGCUCUCUGGGCUUUCGAAGAAUUCUAAGGAUUCCAAGGAACUGAAACCAAUUUUAUUACAGACUUCACCAAAUGAAAUACAGAGUAAGGGCGGCUCUACUACUAUGAGAAGUCGAACUAAGGUACACAUGCAAGGUAUUGCUGUCGGUCGUGCGGUUGACUUAACUAUUUUGAAAGGAUACGAUGACCUAUUAAAUGAGUUGGAGAAGAUGUUUGAAAUAAAAGGAGAGCUUUGUCCUCGAAAUAAAUGGGAGGUUGCUUUCACUGAUGAUGAUGGGGAUAUGAUGCGGGUCGGAGAUGAUCAUUGGCUGGAUUUUUGUAAGAUCGUGAAGAAGAUCUUUAUCUAUUCUAACCAAGACGUGAAGAAGGUUCCCGAAGUGUCACCAUCUUUGGAGGGUGCCAAUAAUGCUAUAAGAGUAGAUUCAGAACUUAAGCCUGAACAAGUAUAAAGACUUUAGUAGGUGGCAUUUCUUUUCUUUUCAUGUUGCAAAGGAGGGUUUAACUGGUGCAGAAAAAGGACUGGCCAUAGCCGAUAUGGCUUAUUAUUAGCUCAAUCUUUUUAGAGCUUGUAUUUAGGGAAGAAAAAAAGUGGGGGAUAACAAUUAAUUUGGGUGCUAAAGGAAACUAGGCACAUCGUUCAGGGGAAACAACAAGAUUAGGAUUGAAGAAAAAAAUGUCAAUAUAUAUGGGGGUGGUGGGUUCUUUUUUUGUCGACUUUCUUUUUUCUUGAGAGAAGUGUAAAUAUGGCGUGCUUUUGGCAUUGGUCCUUUAUAGUGAGUGCUUUGCUUAUACUUUCCUCUCUCUAUCCAACAAUUUGUUUUGAAGGAUUACAUUACAUCCUUCCAAAGAGGAUUUAUUGGGAUGAUUAGGAAUCUUUGGAUAUUGUAUUAGGAAACAAAAGAUAGUUAAGUAGUGGGUGAGAUCAUUGGACUAAUUGAUUAAAAAAAAAAGAUCAGUUGCAGUUGGUUGUCUAUGGAUUCUAUGUAGUUAAGUUGAUGUAGUUUAUUUUUACUUUAUUUUUGUUUAAUUGGGUGCCAGUGGUUGUUGUGCUUCUUCACUUUAUGAUUGUAUAAAGAACCUAAUGUUGAACUUUAUAGAGCGGGGUCACUUGUUUGAGAACAA